Messenger RNA from Nymphaea colorata (pocket water lily), 1650 nucleotides. RefSeq lists its product as uncharacterized. The transcript is spliced from 6 exons. Bases 255 to 866 code for a protein of 203 amino acids. Lineage: Eukaryota; Viridiplantae; Streptophyta; Magnoliopsida; Nymphaeales; Nymphaeaceae. The record is from RefSeq and is a predicted model, not a curated record.
CUGCAGAUUGCAUGCAUAUAUGACGAAUUUCAGCACUCCAGUCUUGUAUGUGAUCCUUUCUGAUCCGUAGUCCAGCACUGAGGCUAUGCUAAAUUCGAUUAAGUUAGACUCCGAGAUUUCUAUAUCCCAUCCAAGUCCGGCCAGUUUACGUCCCUAAAGCCGAUAGAUUUCACUGCGUUGGAUGCUAUCCCAACCUAUUCGCUUGUUGAUUUCUCUGUGCCUUUGGGAGGAGACGAGUAGAGGGAGAGAGAGAGAUGCUUGGGCUUUCGUAUGGGGAGUUGUUCUUUAUAGUUGGAGCAACUGCUGCUCUCAUCGGGACUAGGGAUUUGCCCAUCAUCGCGCGAACGGCCGGCAGGUUGGUCGGAAGAGCAAUUGGCUAUGUUCAAUCUGCGCGGGGCCAGAUUGAGAGUGUGCUGCAACAAUCCCAAGUUACCCAGGUUCACAAAGAACUUCAGGACACAAUGGCUCAAUUAGAGGCGAUACGGUAUGAAAUCCGAAGUAUAUCAGUCAUGAACCCUGGUCCAUUGACAAAGAGACUAAUUGAUGGGACAAAUACUAGUCCAUUAAGUAAUACAACCAAUGAAGGUCCAACGCAGAAGACCAGUGAGGAAGAACAUAGAGAGAGUCAUGUUUCAGAGGCAUCAAAUGGUUCAUCCAUGAAUUUCACUUCCCUGGAAUCCCAAGCAACAGCAUACGCACGACUUGCAGAUGCUAUGAACCAAGUCAAAGGACAAACAGAGAAGCUAGACAAUGAAGGCUUACUGGUUGUUCUACCUGUUUCAGCUGAGAGCACUGGGCUCCUCCACAAACAUAAAGGAUGCUGCGGGGCCAUCCUCAUGUAUGAAGUUGCUUCUACUACUCCAUAGUUCUAUGAUGAUUUGCCAAAGCAAAGUCUCCAGCAGUGCACGACCCAGCCACAAUGGAAUCAACAGGCCAUCCACCACUGAUGUUCCCCACGUUGCCUAUCAGAGGCGUCUGUUUAUGAAACUUUCUACAAAUCCAUUGCGAGAUGUUCGCUGGAUGCUUGCGUUGGAACAUGAUAUGGUCAGCUCCAGUUUCCUGCAAACACAAAACCUAUUGGCAUGAUGCUGCCCAAUUUUCUUGAGCCUGUUGAAAGGGGGUCUUUGCAGGCUAGGAACAGGUACCAAGUGGCGCUAGGAGGGUACUGAUAGGUUACUCUCAUGGCCUCCCAGAUGUAGUUCCUUUUUAAUCUCAUGAAAAUGCAAAUCCAAAAGUAGAAGACAUAUCGAAGAGACCAUAACCUUAGCUAAAAUAAAUAAGAGAUUUCCAAAUAUUUAAUGUCUGACCGAUGAAGCAUUCAGUAGUUGGAAACUUGGAACAGGACUGUUUGGUCAUCAUUGGCUGCAUACAUUGCAAUUUUUCAAUUGUAUGUUGUCCAGUGCACAUACACACAGAAACCUGCACCUUUACUUUCGAUGAUAUUUCAUGCUUGCAGAGACAUCAAUAUGGAAUCCAAUGCAAGGAUAUGUAUUACAAUGACAGUGCACAUACACACAGAAACCUGCACCUUUACUUUCGAUGAUAUUUCAUGCUUGCAGAGACAUCAAUAUGGAUUCCAAUGCAAGGAUAUGUAUUACAAUGAAUAUGCAUGACAUUUUUCUGCAAUUAUACUUGGGAUCGUUCCCACCU